Messenger RNA from Puma concolor (puma), 2079 nucleotides. Lineage: Eukaryota; Metazoa; Chordata; Mammalia; Carnivora; Felidae. The record is from RefSeq and is a predicted model, not a curated record.
AUGGGUUUCAGAGGCUACUACCCCACUGAGAUCCCACCUGAGGAGCAGAACCCACUGCCCAACGGGGAGCCUGGCCAGCACUCCCUGGCCCCUCAGAAGAGCCUUCCAGACCUCCCGCCACCCAAGAUCAUUCCAGAGCGGAAGCAACUCUCCGUCCCCAAGAUUGAGUCUCCAGAGGGUUACUAUGAAGAGGCUGAGCCAUACGACACAUCACUCAACGGUCACUGUGGUGGAUUCUCGCCCACUGGAAUCCCCAGAUGGGUCCAGGUGCCCGACGGAGUCAUUUACGCCACGAUCACCUUGGAGGACGGAGAGGCAGUGAGCAGCUCCUACGAGUCCUACGACGAAGAGGAAAACAGCAAGGGCAAGUCGGCCCCCUAUCAGUGGCCGUCGCCUGAGGCCGGCAUCGAGCUGAUGCGCGACGCCCGCAUCUGUGCCUUCCUGUGGCGCAAGAAGUGGCUGGGACAGUGGGCCAAGCAGCUAUGCGUCGUCAAGGACACCAGGCUCCUGCCAGAUGUAACGGAGAAAUACGGGUCGGCCCCGGAAUAUGGGAGCUCCGUAGAUGGCCACCCCGAGGUCCCAGAGGCCAAAGACGUCAAGAAGAAAUGUUCUACUGGCCUCAAACUGAGCAACCUAAUGAAUCUGGGCCGGAAGAAGUCUACCUCGCUGGAGCCUCCGGACAGGUCCCUCGAGACAUCCAGCUACCUGAACGUGCUGGUCAACAGCCAGUGGAAGUCCCGCUGGUGCUCCGUCAGGGACAGUCACCUGCACUUCUACCUGGACCGGAACCGGAGCAAGGUGGCCCAGCAGCCCGUCAGCCUGCUGGGCUGUGAGGUGGUCCCAGACCCGAGCCCCGACCACCUCUACUCCUUCCGCAUCCUGCACCACGGCGAGGAGCUGGCCAAGCUCGAGGCCAAGUCGUCCGAGGAAAUGGGCCACUGGCUAGGCCUCCUGCUCUCUGAGUCAGGCUCCAAGACAGACCCGGAGGAAUUCACCUACGACUACGUGGAUGCCGACAGGGUGUCCUGUAUCGUGAGUGCGGCCAAAACCUCUCUGCUACUGAUGCAGAGGAAGUUCUCAGAGCCAAACACUUACAUCGAUGGCCUGCCCAGCCAGGACCGCCAGGAGAUGCUGUAUGACGACGUGGAAGUGUCGGAGCUGACGGCCAUGGUGGAAACGCUCGAAGCCGCCCCUGUGACAGACGCUCUGAGCGAGCCCCCGCCGGACCGAGUAUACCUGGACCUCACGCCUGUCAAGUCCUUUCUGCACAGCCCCAGCAGUGCACAGACCCGGGCCCACUCCCCACUGCCAUCCCACCUAGACCCCCCAGCCGAGGCUCUCCCUGCAGACCCGGGCCCUGCCCCAGAUGAGCCCCUCGGAGAGCCCCCAGAGAACCCCAAGCUGCAGCAGACGCGGCAGGAGAGUCCGGAGUCUGAAGAGCCUUCCGGGAGACUCGCGACAGUCAAAAUCCAGACCGAACAGAAGAUCUCCUUCCCAUCGAGCUGCCCCGACACUACGGCCGUCCCCCCAGCGGGGGCCAGCCCGCCUGUGAAGGACAAGCUGAGGGUGACCACUGCAGAGAUCAAACUGGGCAAGAAUAGGACAGAAGCCGAGGUGAAGCGGUACACAGAGGAGAAGGAGAGGCUCGAGAAGAAGAAGGAAGAAAUCCGGGGGCACCUGGCUCAGCUCCGGAAAGAGAAACGGGAGUUGAGAGAGACCCUGUUAAAAUGCACAGACAAGGGAGUCCUGGCCAGCCUGGAGCAGAAGCUGAAGGAAAUCGACGAGGAGUGCAGGGUCGAGGAGAGCAGGCGUGUGGACCUCGAGCUCAACAUCGUGGAGGUGAAGGACAACCUGAAGAAGGCAGAGGCCGGGCCCGUGACGCUGGGCACCACUGUGGACACCACCCACCUGGAGAACGUGAGCCCCCGGCCCAAGGCUGCCACCCCCACCCCUGCCCCAGACUGCACCCCGGUCAACUCUGCCACCGCACUCAAGAACAGGCCUCUUUCGGUCAUGGUCACGGGCAAAGGCACCGUCCUCCAGAAAGCGAAGGAAUGGGAGAAGAAAGGAACAAGUUAG